UGGCUCAUAUAUAACUGGUUUCGGUGCGGCCGCCUAAAGAACCCUUCUCGUGGAUUCCGCGAGAGAAGGAAAUUGAAAAAGAGGAAGGGAGAAAACCGGCCGGCGAUCAGAGAUCCCGUCCGUCAGCUAGGAAGAAAUUGGAUGAUAAAGGCGAGAGAGACAGAAAACUUUGGUAAGACGAUAGAGGCGCCAACGAAGCCCUUAUUAUUAGAAACACAUUUCACUUCUUAUUUGCUAUAAAAAGCUCGGCUGUCACUCGGACAUAUUACCGCGUAGAGAUAAGCCUUCCUGCAUAUGAGUGAUUAUGGGGUCGGCUUGCUGUGUACCUGCUAGAGAUAGAACUGUUCCCAAUAGAACUGGAUCUGGAACUGGAACUGAAACUUCAUGUAGGAACAUCACAUGCUCGCCAACAUUGAGUUUUCACUGUGAUCGUCAAAGGUGUCUGGCUGGUGAAAUUGAUGAUUCUCCAUACCAUGUGUCUAAUGGAGCCAGCACAAACACAAGCAGGGAGAUAGAAGGAUUAGAAGGUUCUGAAAGGGAUAAUUUUUCUGAUGGGAGAAACCUUGAGAAUUUCCGAACACCCAUCUCUUGUAAAUCGCUGGUCCAUGGAGAAAGAGGUGCAAAUUAUAUUGCGCUACCAUCAGACAUACCCAUGGCAAGCAAUUAUUCUGAAGAAUUGAAAUCCAUUGCCACUAAUUUUCCUGUGGAGGUGAAGAACUUGGAAGAAUCAUCAAUUAUUGCUCAUACAUCAACACAGAAACUUUCAUUUUCUAUACCUUCGUCCUUCUCUACACCGAUAGUUGAUCCUUUGUCUACCCAUCCUCGUUUACUUCCUCCUAGUUCAACCCCAUCUAGAAGGGCUCGCCGUUCACCUGGCCACAGGCUGUUGAGACAGGUUUCUGAUAGUCAAAUCUUAGGAUUGAAAUCACCUAAUAAUUACCCAAUAUCUGAAGGAAGGUCUUCUUCUGUACUUUCCACAUGCAGCAAUGACUUAACUGCUGGAUCAUGUGGUGGCUCUUCUGAUGGGUGCUCCAGGCACACUUUUUCUGAGCUUGUGGCCUCUUCACAAAGAGAGAGGUGGUCUUUUGACAGUGAACAUCUGGGCUCUGGUCACGGCUAUAUAAGUGGAUCCAGCAGUAGGUUCUCAUGUUCACCCUCCGUAGAUCUGCAAAGUUGUGGGGCAUGUUCAAAGCUCUUGACAGAGAGAUCUUCCUGGUGUAGCCAGAGAAUUUCUGCUUACAAUAAGCUCUCAGUGGUUUCUGUGCUUGUCUGUGGACAUAUUUACCAUGCUGAGUGCUUGGAGGUUAUGACAGCAGACACUGAUAGAUACGACCCAACUUGCCCAAUAUGUAUGGUUGGAGAGAAGCAAGUCUCAAAGAUGUCUAGAAAAGCUUUAAAAGCAGAAGCAGAAUUAAAGGCAAAAUACCAUAAGAUAUCUAGAAACCGAGUUGUGGAUAGUUAUCUUGAUGAUGAUUCAGAGGAUUAUGGUUACCAAAAAGAUGUUAAACAAAAUGGAAAUUUUCUGAAGACAGAAGCCAGUUCUAGUGCAAGGAGCUCCUCUGCAAAGCCUUUCUUUCGAUGGCAUUUUUUGCUUGGGUCAAAGCGGCAUAGAUCACUAACCGAGAAUGAUUCAGUCCAGAAGAAAAGUUUUUGGGCCAGAUAUAGGAAAAAUUGAGUUACCCUCAACUGUUACCAGGUCUUUCUCUUUUCAAGAUUGCCCAGAAGCCUUCCAGUAGACAUUCUGGCUGUGAUGCAUUUGAUAUCUGAAAUCCCGGGUUCCUUAAUAUUACAGAUUCCACUUCUCUUUUUCAAGGUAAACCUAUAACAGGCUUUCUGUAGGAUACUCUUCAUUGACCCACAAGAUUACCUGAGUCCUAAUGAAUGGUUUAGCAUUUAGGGCUUACAGGAAUAAUAUGAAUAUUAUAAUGGGGCUUUUGGUGCUUAAAGACAAAGCAAUGAUGUCAGUUUUUUUCAGCUUUAGAUAAGAUAGAAAAUAUUUUACGCAUAGGAAUUUUUUGAAGACGAUAUGAAAUAUUGCCCACUUUAAUUUGCUUCUAUGUAUGUCAUGAAUACUGAAGCCUUCAGAGAGAAAAAAGGCAAGCAUAUCAAUUUCUUCACAGAUCACAGUUGAAUGCAUUGUUCGCAACCAUGAUUAUCUGGAUAAAGGCAUAUUAUUACGUAACAUGAUCAGCUUUUCUUUGUGUUA
Messenger RNA from Mangifera indica (mango), 2206 nucleotides. RefSeq lists its product as uncharacterized. Bases 305 to 1675 code for a protein of 456 amino acids. The transcript has 5 exons. The record is from RefSeq and is a predicted model, not a curated record. NCBI's taxonomy places the organism in Eukaryota, Viridiplantae, Streptophyta, Magnoliopsida, Sapindales, Anacardiaceae.